AUGACGCACUCAAUGUUACGUCGACAGCUGAAGAACCUCGUUCAGAACUUCUCUGAGGCCGAGGUGAAGGUGAGAGAGGCCACUUCCAAUGACCCCUGGGGGCCUUCCAGCUCCCAGAUGGCAGACAUUUCGGAUCUGACCUAUAACGUGGUGGCGUGUAACGAAAUCAUGGCCAUGCUGUGGAAACGUCUGAACGACGAUAAGAACUGGAGACACGUUUAUAAGUCUCUGACUCUGUUGGAGUACCUGUUGAAAACGGGUUCGGAUCGCAUUCCUCAGCAGUGCCAGGAGAACAUUCACGUCGUCAAGGCACUGACAGAGUACCGCUUCACAGACAAGGACGGGAAAGACCAGGGGGUGAACGUGAGGGAGAAGGCCAAGAUAGUCCUGGUUCUGAUUCAGGAUGAGGACAAGAGGAAGGAGGAGAGGGACUUUGCCAUGAAGACCAAAGACAAACUGACAAAGGCCUCCGCUGACCCGGCCUCUGAGAAGGAUAAACCGGUCAUUCCUCCGUAUACGGGUCUGCCCUCCCUCGACAACAUCCCCUCCGUGGCCGACCUCACAGCCGCCAUGGCUGCCAAAAAAGAGGAGCAGAGGAGACUAGAGGCCAAGAGGAAAGAGGAGGAGCGUAAGGCGAAAGAGGGCGACACCGAGCCGGAUUUGUGGGAACAGGCAGCGACCGCUGCUCCGCCUUCAGACUCCGAUCCCUGGGGUGCGCCGUCCACCGAGCCCAAAGAGUCCGGCCCGGCCACCAACGACCCGUGGGGCGGAUCCAAGGAUCCCGCCCCUGCCUCUAACGAUCCCUGGGGUGGGUCGGCAGACGCCCCAAAGGAAUCUUCUCCCGCCGCAAACGACCCUUGGGGGGGUCCGUCCGACGCCCCGUCCGGUUCUACCCCCGUUACGAACGACCCCUGGGGGGCUGGAGACGAGGCGUCGCCGGGGUCCGCGCCGGCGAAGUCCGAUCCCUGGGGUGCAAACGCGGCGGAUGAUUCAGCCCCGGCAAACGACCCCUGGGGGGCGCCUUCAGAGGCGCCGGCAGCCAAGUCUGAUCCGUGGGGCGGGGACGGCAGCGCCACGGCGAUGUCGCCAAGCGACCCGUUUGGGGACAGCGCGAAAGCGGACGAUGACCCGUGGGGUUCGGGAGCUGUGUCUCCACCCAGUUCCACUGACCCCUGGGGGGCCCCGGCAGCCCUGACGGAUGGCGCAACAACCGACGACCCCUUCGGCGAUGGAAACAAGUCCAGCUCUGACCCCUGGGGCGCUCCUGCUGAGAACACUACUAAUGGGGACACUACGUCGACCGAACCAAUCAACGAGACUGGUUCCAAAAAGCCGCCGUCCUUCCUGGGGGAGGCGGCGUCACUGGUGGACCUGGACUCGCUAAUGUCGUCGAAACCCAAAGCCAAACAGCCCCCCCUCAACGCCAUGCCCACCAGCUCCCAAAAAGCAGCCAUGCCCCCUCAGGGCACUGCCCGCCCCCCAGGCUGUACCAUGUCCAGUCCAGGGGUCUCCAUGACCUUCCCCUCCACAUCAAACAGUUUUGGUUUCACCCCCAUGGCUCCCAGUACACUGUACCUGUCCCUGCGAACCCCUAACCCCUCACUGGCUGCACCCUUCUCCCAGCUGACACCCCCUCCUCAAACACCGUCCCUCUCUGGUCUUCCCAUGCCAGCCAUGGGAUUUCCUUUGGUCCCCCGCAGUACUGGAGCUGGGAUGGUACAACCCGGUGCUAUGGGGAAUCCUAUUGGUGGAGUGUUCGGCGCUUCACCUAUAGCAGCAGGAUCAGGGGUUCCUCUGCAACCUCAAUCCCAUCCACCCGAACCUCCGACCCCACCUACCCUGACCCCAUCCACCCAAACCUCUGACCCCAUCCACCUGAACCCCAUCAUGCCGCCUGCACCCUCCGCCCAUGUAUCCUGCUCGUCUGCAGAAAACAAGAAAUCAAGGGGCGGAUGUACCUCGUUCUCAGAGAUUAACCCAGAUGAUUAA
This is a messenger RNA of Chanos chanos (milkfish), 1989 nucleotides long. RefSeq names its product epsin 1b (gene epn1b). The record is from RefSeq and is a predicted model, not a curated record. The transcript has 11 exons. Gene Ontology annotation, molecular function: clathrin binding; phospholipid binding. Gene Ontology annotation, biological process: endocytosis. The coding region runs from base 1 to 1989 and encodes 662 amino acids. NCBI's taxonomy places the organism in Eukaryota, Metazoa, Chordata, Actinopteri, Gonorynchiformes, Chanidae. Gene Ontology annotation, cellular component: clathrin vesicle coat; plasma membrane; endosome.